Molecule: messenger RNA, 213 nt
Organism: Rhizophagus irregularis DAOM 181602=DAOM 197198
Lineage: Eukaryota; Fungi; Glomeromycota; Glomeromycetes; Glomerales; Glomeraceae
Source: RefSeq, a predicted model, not a curated record
AUGGUUCAACAAUCAUUGAAAAUGCAUAAACGAACAUUAUUGACAAUUCACAGAAUUUUGGAUGAUGACGAAUAUUACGAUAUAAAAAUUAAAGCCGAUAUAUUUAUGGCGGAAUCUUUAAUAAAAAUUGAUCCAUUAGAUAUAAUUGAAUUACUGAUUGCCGCUAAUGAAUUAAGAAUACCUAUCUCUAUAAAAAAUUUUUCAGAAAAAUGA